AUGCUCUCCAAAGCACAGAAGUCCUUCAGGCCUGUGUCCAUUACACUGAGAGGACUUCACCAGGCUGCUCGGAAAGUGGUAGAGCGUCCAGAGCCAGAGGAUAAUGUGACGGACAGUUUUGGCCGUUUCAUCCAGGGUGUCCAGUCCCAUCACCUGACUCCCACUCUGCUCCACCGCUCCAAACGGAUGGUCCUGGACAGCCUGGGGGUGGGCCUGCUGGGCAGCACCACACAUGUCUUCCAGUUGGUACUACAACACUGCCAGCACAUGUAUGCUCCUGCUGACAUCAGCAGUGUGUAUGGACGCAGAGGAACCAAACUCUCCCCAACACUGGCUGCCUUCGUCAAUGGAGUUGCCACCCACUCCAUGGACUUCGAUGACACCUGGCACCCUGCUACUCACCCGUCGGGGGCGGUCCUUCCUGCCUUGCUGGCGCUUAGUGAUAUGUUGCCCAGCAAGCCGAGUGGGCUGGACUUCCUGCUGGCGUUUAACGUGGGAAUAGAGGUUCAGGGACGACUUAUGAGGUUUUCCAAUCAGGCUCAAAACAUCCCCAAGAGGUUCCACCCCCCCUCUGUAGUGGGGACUCUGGGAAGUGCAGCAGCCUGUGCUCGACUCCUCUGUUUGGAUCACGCUCAAUGUAGCCACGCCCUGGCCAUCGCAGCCAGCCUAUCAGGAGCCCCCAUGGCUAAUGCCGCCACUCAAUCCAAACCUCUCCAUAUUGGCAAUGCAGCGCGGCUGGGACUAGAGGCCGCUCUACUGGCCUCCAAAGGGUUGGAGGCCUCACGCACCAUACUGGACGACACCACUGGUGUGGCGGGUUUCAGCGCCUUCUACGAGGACUAUGCCGUGCAACCUUUGACCUCCCCUGAUGAGGAAGGGUCGCGGUUCCUUUUGGAGGACCAGGACAUGGCGUUCAAGAGGUUCCCCGCCCAUCUGGGGAUGCACUGGGUGGCCGACGCUGCUGCUGCCAUACACAAGCUGCUGCUGGGGGAACCAGGGGUGGGGAGUCAGGGGUCAGGGGUCGUAGGGCAGGUCCAGGACAUCUUGCUUAGGGUUCCGCGUUCCAAAUACAUCAACCGUCCAUUCCCAGAAUCAGAGCAUGAGGCCAGACAUUCCUUCCAGUUCAACGCCUGCUCUGCCCUGCUCCACGGCGAGGUCACCGUGGACUCAUUUUCCCAGGAGGCAAUGCGGCACCCCGACCUGCUGACCCUGCUCGGGCGUGUCCAUGUGGAGCAUCCCAAUGACAACCCUGCUAACUUUGACCGCAUGUAUGGAGAGGUGCAGGUGACCUUGGUGGGCGGGGACGUACUGAAGGGACGCUGUGAUACAUUCUAUGGACAUUGGAGAAAUCCACUGACCAAUGAGAGUCUGCUGAAGAAGUUCUGUAGUAACGCGGGGGCGGUCCUUCCCUGGGAGAAGGUGGAGGGGCUGAUUGAGGCCGUGGAUGGCCUGGAAACACUAGGAGACUGCUCUUCUCUACUGGCACAAUUGCAGUAAACAAACACUUUCUGACCAGCUGUUAUUGUUUUGUACAUCUCGAGUCCGAACAAAUCCUGGGCAUUCUGCUACUGCUUGUGUCUUCUGGUGACAGGAUGUAGAGCUAUUUUACCUAGUUACUAUGGUAAUAAGAAGGGGUUUUGCGAACAG
Messenger RNA from Esox lucius (northern pike), 1647 nucleotides. Its product is annotated as cis-aconitate decarboxylase-like. The record is from RefSeq and is a predicted model, not a curated record. The coding region runs from base 1 to 1497 and encodes 498 amino acids. Lineage: Eukaryota; Metazoa; Chordata; Actinopteri; Esociformes; Esocidae. The transcript is spliced from 6 exons. Gene Ontology annotation, molecular function: lyase activity.